Paramecium tetraurelia is the source of this 815-nucleotide messenger RNA. RefSeq lists its product as uncharacterized. The record is from RefSeq and is a predicted model, not a curated record. NCBI's taxonomy places the organism in Eukaryota, Ciliophora, Oligohymenophorea, Peniculida, Parameciidae. The transcript has 4 exons.
AUGUCCAGAGUCAAACAAUCUUUAUAUGCACAACAAUCACCAAGUACAGGGAGAAUUCAGAAGAUUUCAGAGAAGCUUUCUACCAUCCAGAUAGGAGUGGAGAAUGAAAGAUUUUAGAAAUUGGAAUAGGCAGAAUAACGUAUUUAGUAGGCUGAGGAUGCAUUCAAUGAGUUUCAGGAGUAAAUCUUUACCAGGCUUAAUGGAUUGCGGGAUUAGUUGGGUAAAUUAUAGAAGCAAGUGGAGGAUGAUAAAUAGGCCAAAGAAUAAGCCAUAGAAGCCAAGAAUAGAGACGUUUUGGCUUUGACAAAGAAGUUUGAGAAUGCUAUAGAGAAUGAGCAGCAAACUAAGAAGGAAGGAGAGGCAAAGAUUCUUAGAUUGACAGAGGACAAAUCAGCCUUGCUUAGAACAGAGGUCUAGAAGGAGACUGCCUAAAGAAUAGAUGCCAUAGAGGGAAUUCAUUAAGGAUUACAAAAUGAUUUGCCAAAGAUUCAAGAGGCCAUUCGAGAGGAAGCCAAUGAAAGGGAUGAGUCUGAUUAAAAUGUAAUGAAAUCGAUCACAGAUGAGUUGGUAAAAUUGAGUAAUUUGAUCAACGUAGAGAAGAGAAAUAGAGAUGAAAGUGAGUAGUCAAUAUUUGAAAUGCUUAAGGAUAUCGUGAAUAGAGUGAAGGUAGAAUUGGAUCAAGAGAAAAGAACGAGAGAGUAAUCAGAGGAACAUUUGCUUAGUUUAUUGGAAGACACCUGUAAUAAAUUAAGCAUUGCAGCAAAUUUAUGAAAAAUUUAUAUUCAUAUAAGACAUUAAGGUUUGAUAUCAAUAUA